AUGAGUGCCACCUACAUCCCCCAGGCCCAAAUUCUCCGCGACAACUGCGAGUUCCUGAAGCCCAACCCCAGAGUCCACAGCCAGCGCCUAACAAUCCAGCACUGGCAGCUCAGAGAUCUGAUCACUUGUCCAAAGACCAGCGAGGAAUUUAUCUAUGUUAAUCAGAACACCGUCAAUUGCUACAAUACCCGCACAAAGACCACCACACCUCUCAUGAAGGACCUCACAUUCCAGCCCACUUCUCUGACAGCAGCAUGCGGAUACCUUGCAGCGGGCGGACAGCGAAAUCAGUUGAUGGUCAGGCAGAUGAACAGCAAUUGGUUCGCGCAUACGUCCGUAGGCGGAUCAAUUAACAACGCGCUAUGUAUUUCAGAGCAUCUGGGAGGAACGCGAUUAUUGAUCAGCAACAAUGACGAGACAAUCAAGGUCUAUUCUUUGCCCGGCCUCCAGCGUCUGACGAGCAUCCAAUUCCCCACAGCUGUCAACUAUGCUUCUGUCAGUCCAGAUGGACGCAAAAUGGUUGCUGUGGGUGAUUCGAACCAGGUCUUUUUGUACGACAUCUCGGUCGCGGCAGGGUAUCAAAAGAUUGGCACUUACACAGCAACGACUGAGGCCAGCUUUUCGUGUGCCUGGAAUCAAUCGUCCGAGAAGUUUGCCGUGGCCAGCCAAGAUGGAUAUGUGAGCGUGUGGGACAUUCGUUCGAGUGAAAAGAUGUGCAAGCUCGGAUCGAAGCAGCAACCACAAUCAAAGGGCGCUACACGCUGUGUCAAGUUCUCGUCUUCUGGCUCAAUUGAUUUGCUUAUGUACAGUGAGCACGUCUCAUAUGUGAACCUGGUCGAUGCCAGGACCUUCAAUGACCGGCAGGUUGUCCGGGUUGCACCACCAAAUAACGAUGAACACGUUUCUGGCAUUGCAUUGAGUCCUGACAGCAAAGUCUGCUUUGUCGGGCUGGAACAUUCAGUACUCGAGUACGAUGUGGACACGGUUACCCGAAGGAGUUUUCCUGCCGGCAGUCUAAUUUAG
This is a messenger RNA of Gamsiella multidivaricata, 1023 nucleotides long. Its product is annotated as WD40-repeat-containing domain protein. The transcript is spliced from 7 exons. NCBI's taxonomy places the organism in Eukaryota, Fungi, Mortierellomycota, Mortierellomycetes, Mortierellales, Mortierellaceae. The coding region runs from base 1 to 1023 and encodes 340 amino acids. Gene Ontology annotation, molecular function: protein binding. The record is from RefSeq and is a predicted model, not a curated record.